AUGGUAAGAGAGUUUCAUGCCGUGAUAGGGAAAGAAACAAGAAAACAAGCAUUGGAAAAAUGGGGAGAGAAACCAGAUAUUCUGGUAGCAUGUGUUGGUGGUGGUUCAAAUGCCAUUGGUCUUUUCCAUGAAUUUAUUGAUGACCAAGAUGUUAGGCUGAUUGGAGUCGAGGCUUCCGGAUUAGGCCUUGAAAGUGGCAAGCAUGCUGCUACAUUAACGAAGGGAGAAGUUGGGGUUUUGCAUGGAGCAAUGAGCUAUCUUUUGCAGGAUGAUGAUGGACAAAUAAUUGAGCCUCAUUCUAUCAGUGCAGGGUUGGACUAUCCAGGGGUUGGACCAGAGCAUAGUUUCUUGAAAGAUGUAGGGCGUGCUGAAUACUACAGUAUUACGGACGAAGAAGCACUCGAAGUGUUGAUUGAUGAUUGA
Messenger RNA from Trifolium pratense (red clover), 423 nucleotides. Its product is annotated as tryptophan synthase beta chain 2, chloroplastic-like. Gene Ontology annotation, molecular function: tryptophan synthase activity. The coding region runs from base 1 to 423 and encodes 140 amino acids. Gene Ontology annotation, biological process: L-tryptophan biosynthetic process. The record is from RefSeq and is a predicted model, not a curated record. The transcript is spliced from 3 exons. NCBI's taxonomy places the organism in Eukaryota, Viridiplantae, Streptophyta, Magnoliopsida, Fabales, Fabaceae. Gene Ontology annotation, cellular component: chloroplast stroma; cytoplasm.